UUACGGCGCAGUCACGGUAGGUUGAGCCGACUGAGGUCCAUAGAAAUUUGACAGCUUCACAGGUGAGACAACCGUCCAGAGGCUGUUUCACUUUAGCUUCCAGGUUUUUUUUUUCUCUCGGAACUCUAUUCACUGUGAGCCUGGGGUUGCCACAGUCAAAAAACAACCAUUCGAAGUCUAAUCAUUCCGGCAGCAUGAGCAAAAAGAAAAAGGACUGGAAGACUGAAAAAGAGAGACUGCUCCAUCUAAGUUUGGAUGACAGGCGCAAGGAGUAUCGUCGUCAAGAUUUCAUUUCUCUGGACAAGAUACUAACCUGGAGAGAGAAAAACAGAUGUGAUGACCAAGAAGAUGGGAAGGAGGUGACAGGCGGAGGAGGGCUGAGUGAUAAAGUAUCUCUUUACAAAGGAGAUAUUACUGUCUUGGAGGUGGAUGCCAUAGUCAAUGCUGGUAGGCACUCUGUUCUCUGA
Messenger RNA from Maylandia zebra (zebra mbuna), 467 nucleotides. NCBI's taxonomy places the organism in Eukaryota, Metazoa, Chordata, Actinopteri, Cichliformes, Cichlidae. The record is from RefSeq and is a predicted model, not a curated record.